This is a messenger RNA of Megalops cyprinoides (Indo-Pacific tarpon), 6435 nucleotides long. RefSeq names its product rho GTPase-activating protein 29-like. Lineage: Eukaryota; Metazoa; Chordata; Actinopteri; Elopiformes; Megalopidae. Gene Ontology annotation, biological process: signal transduction; activation of GTPase activity. The record is from RefSeq and is a predicted model, not a curated record. Gene Ontology annotation, molecular function: GTPase activator activity. Bases 251 to 4312 code for a protein of 1353 amino acids. Gene Ontology annotation, cellular component: cytoplasm. The transcript is spliced from 23 exons.
CUUUGGAUGCGGAUUAAAUAGUCUACGAAAGUAGGUAACUGCAGUCACAGGAAGGAUUUAAAGUGCGUUUCGCUGUGGGAGUUAUCGAGAUAACGAAUUCUGCUCUCUGCAAAGUGCAAUGAAACAAAAUUGUAGCUUGGGGCGGUCGCUUCUCCGCGGGCUGGAAGGGUGCGGGAUCCGGGGGUAGCGGGAGGCCACGCUCGCUCCAGAGCCGGGGGGGGUGCCGGCGUGCGCCCCGCCCUCGGCUGGGAUGCUGCGGCCGAGCGGCAGCAGCGGAGGGAACAAGCGUGCCCUGGGCGCGGGGCGCCCCUCCUCCAGCUCGCGCCCCUCCCUCGCCCCGUCCGGGGGUGGCUCAGGGACCUGGGGUGCAGGCCGCACUGCCAAGAGGAGCUCAGUGGGCACUUCGGGGACUGGGCCGGGCGUGGCCGGCGCCUCCGGGGCCGACCCCGAAUACAUCAUGCUGCUGGUCAACGACGUGCGGAAGUUCGCCGAUGUGCUGCUGCGGCUCAAGGAGGCCUUCAAUGCCAAAGAGCCCCAGGACUGCCUGCAGCAGGCGGUGCAGGAGCGGCUCGGGGAGCUGCUGCGUGUGCUGAAGGCCGUCAUCGGGAAGCACCAGACGCUCAACUCCGUGGACAUCCUCAGCGCCGCCGGCACCGUCAUCGCCAAGGUCAAAGGUGUGAACUUCAAAGAGGUCAACGAGGAAAACAGGCGACACAUUUUCGGCGAGAUACACAGCUCCAUCGACACAUUGGCAUUCACAUUUGGCAAUGUAGUGUCUGACUUCCUUAUGGGAGAUGUGGACAGUGAAACAGUGUUGGGGCUCCCCCAGACUCGGAGAAGCAGGUCUUUUGAGAACCUCUCGCUGGAGUCCGGAGGGUCGCUCCCAGAGAAAGAUGACCUGCCAGGUCCUACGCGGGCCGAGGAUGUCGACUGCGCCCUGUUGACCAGCGACCGUGGCGUGGAGUCUGCCCUGCUCUAUGCCAAGGCCUGGUCCAAGUACACCAAAGACCUGCUGGCCUGGGUGGAGAAGCGCCUGAGCCUGGAUGUUGAAUGCGCAAAAAGCUUCGCAAAAAUGGCCGAGUCAGCAAAGACUCUCGCAAGUCAACAGGAGUACAUGCCCUUCAGGGAGAUCUACAUCUCUGCCUUCAAAAAUGACAUUGAGUACAGCCAGGCCCUGCUUCAGACAGCAGCCGCGCUGCAAACUAACAAAUUCAUGCAGCCCCUGUUGGCUCGCAAGAACGAGCUGGAUAAACUGAGGAAGGAAAUGAAGGACCAGUGGCAGCGAGAGCAGAAGAAGAUGCAAGAGGCGGACGGGGCGCUGAGGAAGGCCAGGCUGCUGCAGACGCAGCGUCGUGAGGACUACGAGAAGGCGCGCUGCUCCGCCAGCCGCGUGGAGGAGGAGCAGCUGGGCGCCGGCGGCAAGCAGCUGGAGAAGAAGAGGAGGCUCGAGGAGGAGGCGCUGCAGAAGGCAGAGGAGGCUAACGACCAGUUCAAAGCCUGCAUCGCUGACGUCGGGGUGAAGCGCGUGGACCUGGCCAACGCCAAAAGCGAGAUCCUGACGCAGAUCCGCGAGCUGGUCUUCCAGUGCGACCUCACACUCAAGGCUGUGACGGUGAACUGGUUCCAGCUGCAGCAGGCCCAGGCCGUCUCCCUCCCGCUGAACUACCAGGCACUGUGCGAGAGCGCCAAGCUGUAUGAGCCUGGCCAGCGCUACUCCGAGUUCGUCCGGAGCCUGCCCAAAGACAGGAAUCGGGGGGAGUCCUUCUCCUUCGACCUGCAGACGCCCCAGACCACAGGGUUCCCAUUGCCCAAGAGGUCGAUAAGCAGCAGCCAUUCCUCCUACGGGAACCUGUCCCAGGCGUCCGUCGCCUCAGUUGACUUCCACAGUGCUGACGAGGUGGAGAGCCCAGUCCAUGGCCAGCCAGAGAAGGCUGGAGAGCGGCGGUCCAACAGCAGCACGGACAGCCAAGCGCAGAGGAGUCGGGGUCCGCUCCGAGCCUGGGGGACAGGCAGCCAGGGAGGGGGGAUGUGCAGCGAUUCGGAGAGCGCCGGGGGCAGCAGCGAAUCGCGCUCCAUGGACUCGCCCACCGCCAGCCCAGGUGACUUCAAGAGGAAGCUCCCCAGGACGCCGUCCACGGGCACCAUGUCCUCCGCAGACGACCUGGACGAGCGAGAGCCGCCCUCCCCCUUGGACAACGACCGUCACAGUGAUGUGUGGUGUCCCCCUCCCGGUCCCUCAGGCCUGGGUGAGAUUGUGACAGAGAUGGCCAGCUCCCCCGGGCCCUUCCGGAACACACAGAUGUCCAAGGCGGCGCAGACCCACAGGCUGCGGAAGCUGCGAGCCCCGUCAAAGUGCCGGGAGUGCGACGGCCUGGUGGUGUUUCACGGGGCCGAGUGCGAGGAGUGCUCUCUAGCGUGUCACAAGAAGUGCCUGGAGACGCUGGCGAUUCAGUGCGGCCACAAGAAGCUCCAGGGGAAACUGCACCUGUUCGGGAUCGACUUCACCCAGGCAGCCAAAAACAGCCCGGACGGAAUUCCCUUCAUCAUCAAAAAGUGCACCUCGGAGAUCGAGAACCGGGCCCUGAACAUCAAGGGUAUCUACCGCGUGAACGGAGCCAAAUCCCGAGUGGAGAAGCUAUGCCAGGCCUUUGAAAACGGGAAGGACCUGGUGGAGCUGUCGGACCUUUACCCUCACGACAUCAGCAACGUGCUCAAGCUGUACCUGCGACAGCUCCCCGAGCCGCUCAUCCUGUUCCGUUAUUACAACGACUUCAUCGGGCUGGCAAAGGAGAGCCGUGGCGCCAUCGUGGACGAGGUGGACGCGGCGCGCGGGAGCCCCGCCUCCGAGCAGCCGCCCGUCAGCGUGGAGCUCAACCGCGUCAUCCUCAAGAUCCGGGACCUGCUGAGGCAGCUGCCCGCCGCGCAUUACCGGACCAUGCAGUUCCUCAUAGGCCACCUGUACAGAGUGACGGAGAAGGCGGACGAGAACAAAAUGACGGCGAGCAACCUGGGCAUCAUUUUUGGGCCAACGCUGAUCAAGCCGCGGCAGACGGAGGCGGAGGUGUCACUGUCUUCGCUGGUGGACUACCCCUACCAGGCCCUGAUAGUGGAGCUGCUGAUCCGCCACUACAGGAGGAUCUUUGACGCACCCCUGAGCCCCACCACCACGGUCGCACCCCCCCUGGGUGGGGAUGGCUCUCCCCUGCCGCAGAAGGGCGUGAUCGCCCGGCUGACCGCCGAGGAGAAGGAACAGCGGCUGAGCAGGCACUCCAAGUCCCUGGGCGACAUCAAGGAUCAGAGCACCAAAGUGUACAAGAGGCACUCGUCCGUGAUCCCGUCCAUGCACUUGCAGAGCGAGGUGAAGGACGCGAAGGCGAAGCCUGAUGGGACGGAGUGUCCACCUGCAGCGGUUCACAGUUUGGAGAAAGUCAAUGGUCUCCCGCCGUCCGGCCAGCCAACGAUGCAGAAAUCCACGCUGGUGCUGAACCGGCCCUACAUCAGCACGACCAAAGUCCAGCUCCGCCCGCCACGGUCCAAGCUCAUCUCACGGCCCAUCAGCAUGCCCGUGGACCGGCUGCUGAGCCCGGCACAGGUGAGCGAGAGGAACUCACGGAACGCGGCUGAGCGGGAGCGAGAGCAGGAGCGCAACCCUGCCAUCGAGGAGGCUGCGGAGCCGGAGGGGCCCCCGGCCCGGCCCGGCGGCCAGCACCGCAACACCUACAUCGACACGCAGACGCUGCGGCGCACCUGGGACCGGCAGUACAAGCGCUACGAUGUCACGCCAAGGACAGCCAUGAUCGUGGCCAAGGGGGCGGGUGACUCCGUCAAGCUGCCCGCCCCCGCACCUGCAACGACGCCCCGCGGCCAGGCGGGUGGCGCCGUCAGCACCGUCAGUGUGGUGCUCCCCAGCGCCCCCUACACCGUCUCCGUUCGGGCGCUCCGGAGGGAGGACAACGUCAGCGAGUCCAACCCGCUGCCCCCCACCUUCAGGGCCCCCCGGACCCUGCAGCCCCCGCCCGGGACCUUCUACAAGCCCCCCUCGAGUGGCAGGGCGAAGCUCGCCGCAGCCCCGGCGGCAAAGACGUGCGCCUCGGCAGGCAGCACAGAAGCGGACCCGGGGGCAGAGGAGCCGGCCAACGGCGGGCACGCGGACCCUGAGGCCACGCCCACACCCACGUCCUCACUGUCCCCACCCCAGUCCCCCGGCUGCAGCCCGGAGAACCUCAGCCCCACCGAGGCCAAACCCGUGUACCAGCGGCUUCGGCCCCGGCGCAUGCAGGAGUUCGAGCACAGGGAAGCACAUUUCGUAUGACCAAUAAUCAGACUCGAUUGUUGCAAAUAUUUUUAUACGCAUAUAUCUAUAUAUAAAACUCUUGUGCCAUAUUGUAUAUUAUUAAAAAAAGGAAAACGAUGUUUUACUAUGCCUUCGGAAAGAAAAAGAACUUUCAAGAGCUGUGAAAAAUUAACCACAGAAGUGUUACACAUGUCAAUGCAUUCCUUGUUGUCUGUUGUGUCAUGUCACGGUUUGAGCUGGAAGGAGCAUUGGUCAACCCAAAUUCACCCUGAAUGCACUUAUCUUAAAGUGUGUAUUUAUGAGGUAUUUAACACUUUAGUCACUGUUUCAUUUCUUAAAAUCAUAAGAUCCAUGACCCUAUAAUAUAAUGAACACGCGUCACAUAUCACUGUAACAACUCUUGGAAAUAAAGAACUUUUUGUAAAUCGCUUCACUGUUUUUCUCUUGCUCACAGGGAAAUGAGAAAUUUCUGGAAAGCAAGUUUGUGGGCUUCCCUUUAUAACUGUGCAAUUUCUUUUUACUUGGAAAAUACAAAAGUGAAAAUGAAGCACUCAUGCCAGGAAAAAAACAAACGUACUAAAAAUGAACUGUUUCUCACAUUCCUGCAUUUGUAUGCUAAAACGGUUUCAUGUGUUAUAUUUGUGUGUGUUUUCUUUUUUCUCAUAACUAUUACAAUGCACCUACAAGGCCUAAAUACCAGAAUACAGGACUACUUUGAGUUUUGAGAAGAGCAGGAUCUUUUCAUACAUUUACUGAUGUGAGAUCUUGUGAGCAAUCCCUCGUAACUUUGUAGUACAGAUGUGGAAGAUACAAGCUGAGUCAUUGGCUAAUGAUUUUUGCCUGUGUACAUAACCCUGUCUCUGGGUUAAGCUUAAGUAAGUGCAUUGGAUCAUUUAUGUAAACAUUAUAUCUCUGUUUACAUUUUAUAAUUUCUAAGCUCCAAGCUGCCUGUGAUGAAUGAAGUGUCUUCAUUCCCAUCAGCAAACAGUUCCUAAGAGUACACACCAUUAAUAACUUGAUGAAGGGUAUAAUUCACAGCUUAGAAUAAUUCAAAACUGAAAAAGGUCAAAGGUCAGGGGAAUUGUUUUUUUUCUAGUACUUUCUGAACAAUCAGGAGUUAUGCUCAUUUUGUUUGUCUGCAAAAUUAUCUAGCACAAAAAGCUUGAUGUCUGGUUCUGACAUCAGCAGUUCAUCAUGCAAUUAUGAUUUAACGUGACUACCCUAAAUGAAGAUGGAAGGGGAACUGUGUAUUUUACGGUAAAAAAAGAAACAAAUUUAUUAAAAUGUGGUAGAACAUUUACUUUACAUUUACACCAAGUCAGGUGUCCUCACAAGGCUGUUUUUGAAGAGCUAGGUGCUUACAGUCACCCCUCCCCCUCAUGUCUCAUUGAACCAAUCAAAGUGCUUUUUGAUUAGAGACAUCCACAGGAUACCCAAUUAAAUUAAAGAAUGUUAAUACAACACGGGUUUACACCAUAAGGAUAAUGGGAACUUAUAGGAGUUUUUGAAAAUAUUACAUAUGCCAGUCAAUUUGUAUCUUAUAUAUUAAUAUUCUUAGAUAUCUUAAUAUUCUGUCUGAACAGAAGAGUCUGAACAGUAUGAUAUGUGCAUAAUCACUUCAUUUUCUCACACGUUGCAUUCCAGAUACCUUGCAAUGACUGAAUAAUGUUUAUCUAUAACAGGACUUUCAUGUGCAGGGCCAUUGAUUUGAUUCUCUGUUCGUACCUGCAAGGGCCCAGACCCUGUUUAACUUUACUACUGUGCACUUUAUCCUGCAAUUUGAGUGCUCAUUUUAUCAGCACUUUCACGAUGUAUCAAGCUUGUGACCUACCUGAAAUUUUCAGAAAACCAAACCCAAAAGUGUGCCCUGGUGUCUGCCCCGCCUUGUUCAUAUUCCAGUGCAGCGUGUAUGCCUUCCUUUCUCAGUCAUUGGAAAUGGUGGUUCGAAGAGGAAGCUUAAGGGAAUGUUUGCUCCUGGUUGAGGGCCACAGAGCAUGCUUGGACUCAUUCUACCUCCACUGUCAAUCAUUUUAUAGAAGUCUCCUGUUUUUUUUUUUUUUUUUCUUGAAGUCACAUCACCUGAUGUUCCAGGUGUAAAUGGUUAUAUUGUUGAAGGGUAACUAAUCUGUAUGGGACCUCAA